Messenger RNA from Mauremys mutica (yellowpond turtle), 3091 nucleotides. It is a transcript of the gene ARMC1, whose product is annotated as armadillo repeat containing 1. The transcript is spliced from 7 exons. Bases 192 to 1088 code for a protein of 298 amino acids. The record is from RefSeq and is a predicted model, not a curated record. Lineage: Eukaryota; Metazoa; Chordata; Testudines; Geoemydidae. Gene Ontology annotation, molecular function: metal ion binding; protein binding.
GAGCAUGCCACGCUCCAGCUAGAGCCAUAGCCCCACCGAGAGUACAUAUCCCAUCAUGCAGUUCGCCAGCGGGAGCCAGCGCGCGCCAGGCACAGGCAUUGGAACGUGUAGUUUCCCUGGGCUGACCCUACUGUACCCACAAUGCCCUGGGAGCGGCCAAUCAGAGUGUGGUGUAACAACGUUUGCUGUGAAUGGCGGAGGGGCGCUGUUCGCCUCAGCCAAUCGGGGUGCGGUGUUGGCAUAGGAAAAUGAACUCCACUAUGAGUGAGGAGCCUGAUGCGCUUGCAGUAGUUAACCAGCUGCGAGACCUGGCAGCUGACCCUUUAAAUAGACGAGCCAUCGUUCAGGAUCAGGGAUGUCUGCCAGGCCUUAUUUUGUUUAUGGAUCACCCCAGCCCUCCAGUUGUUCACUCUGCGUUACUAGCUCUCAGGUAUUUGGCAGAAUGCCGGGCCAACAGAGAAAAGAUGAAAAGUGAACUGGGUAUGAUGCUGAGCUUACAAACUGUAAUACAAAGGACUACUACACCAGGAGAGACUAAACUUUUAGCCUCUGAAAUCUAUGACAUCCUUCAAGCUUCCAACAUGUCAGACAUGGACGGUGUGAAUGAAAUGAAUUCUUGCCGGCGGAAAGCUCAGUUUUUCCUGGGCAGUACAAAUAAACGUGCUAAAACAGUGGUUUUACAUAUAGAUGGCCUUGAUGAUUCAUCUCGAAGGAAUCUUUGUGAAGAAGCCUUGCUGAAAAUUAAAGGAGUUAUUAGCUUUACAUUUCAAAUGGCGGUUCAAAGAUGUGUGGUCCGAAUUCGCUCAGACUUAAAAGCAGAAGCUUUGGCAACAGCAAUAGCAUCAACCAAAGUUAUGAAAGCACAGCAAGUUGUGAAAAGUGAAAGUGGAGAGGAGGUGCUGGUUCCAUUCCAAGAUACUCCUGUAGAAGUAGAGCAAAAUACAGAUCUACCUGACUAUUUGCCAGAGGAUGAAAGCCCUACAAAGGAACAAGACAAAGCAGUAUCCCGGGUUGGGUCACACCCAGAAGGUGCAGCCAGCUGGCUCAGCACAGCAGCCAACUUUCUGUCCAGAUCUUUCUACUGGUGACUUGCGUUUGGGGUUAAAGGACUGCAUGAAUAACCGACAGGGUGGCCAGUUUUCCACUGGUGUGGUGAACUGCCAAGUGCAAUUUGCAAUAAAUUAUCACGAAAAGAUUUUAGAUUACACAAAUGUAUGCUGCAUUUUACAUUUUAUUGGCCAUUUAGCCUGUUAGGCGGGUCAAAGGACAGAGGCCUCAGAUCAAGUCGCUUUUGUUUGUUUUCAUGUACAUUUUAUUGUCUCCUUUUUUAAAUGGGUCCAUUAUUAAAAACCAAACAUUUAUGCUUAUGGAGCUUUAAGUUUGACUUCACACGAAGCAAGCGAUAGGGAGAACCCAUUCAACUCAAGUCUCAGGACCUCUGAAAGGAAAUUCUUAUUACUACUAGUUGUGCAUGAAUCAAAAUGCCUUUUUUGUUUUGCCUUAUUUCAGAUGUAUUUCUUUUGGUUUUCUAGACAUUGACUCCAGAUGAAAAUAUACCCUGCCUAUGUUUUGCCUUUUAUUUUUGCCAACCAUGUUCAGAACCAGCAUUUCAUGUUAAUUUUCUGUGUUAAAAUAAAAUUGCAACACAUUUGAACUUUAUAACCCCUUAUGUUUAUUGAAAUAUUUUUCAGCCCUUAAACCACUGGUGAGCUAUGAGAGAUGAAGGAUUAAAUGAGCAGAAAGAAAUAUGUAUGCAUAUGUUAUACAGUGAAUAAACUGCUGUAGGAAAAUCAUUUCAAUGAUGGGUGUGAGUGACUUUGUGUAUAUAGUCAGAUGCUACAGACUGCCAUUUAGGCUGGUUAAGAAGAUCAUAGUCCAACAGCUGUGAUCUGCGCAGGUGAUGGUUUAUUGCAGUUUCUUCUGAGCUAGAAGGUGGGUUGUUGGCCUUACUCAGUUAUCACAUAGUGUCCACUGUAAGUGAAUAUAGUGGUAACUGAAACGUUAUAAACUUGAAAAAUAAAACAAAUUGAAUGCCUGUUCCGCCACAGUGCCACUCUCAUGAAUUUUGUCCUUAAACUUUUAUUGCUUGGCAGAAAUCUGAUCGGUAAUUGUUUCCUUGUAUUGUCUUUCAUGAUUUUCCCAUGAAAGCGCAUCAACUUGGAUAAGACAAAAACCAUACCUGAACAAUUGGCUUUGCCUUGUUGCUUGCAGACAGUGUAAGUUUAAAGAUGUCUUGGUCAUUAACAUCUAUCUGUUUCGUGACCAGAAAAGAUAACAAAAGUAGAUAGAAUCUAUGAAAUUAGAUAUUUGGAAUAUUAGUAAGCAUUUUCCAGUGUUCUGAAAACUACAGUACUGCUUUGUUGCCUCACAGGAAUACAGCUAAAAAAAUGUAAUGCUAUUAUAAAACUGACGAAAAAACGUGGUUUUUGUGAUGACAUCCGUGCUAUAACUUUGACUACAUUUUUCAAUUUGGAGAGUGAGACAAACAUUUGGUCCAUAAAAGUUACUCCCCAGUGUCAUGGUCAGGGAAUAAAAAUCAUUCACAGGCUGUCAUAUUAAUGCAACAGUGUACAGGAAAGAAUAGUAUAAAAUAGCAACAGUAACAAAAGUCAGAGUUGACCCACUCGAAUUCAGUGUCAUUUGGGAACGAAAAAGCUUACUUGCAGACUAGAUGUCUCUGUUUGUUUUUUAAUGUAUCUAGCUCAUUUUGAUUCAGGUUUACACGCACAGAUUGAAAAUACAAGCUUUCCAGGGCAUGUAUUGCUUUAAAUAUGUAAUAUUACUCAUAUUGCUGUCUAGAAUGUUACAGUACCAAAUGUGUUUCAAAAGCCCUCUGUUCUAUAGCCAUGAAUGCAAAGUUUACUUUUCUCUGUUAACAUUUGUUUGCAUUUUGCAUUACUGCACAUCUACUUACUAAAUUACUAUACCCCUUUGGAUAUUAAUGGUUCAAUACAAGUAGGUAUUACAGUUUGUGUGUUCAAUCUUUAGGUAUGCUAUUUUUUGACAGUAUUGCAGGUCUUGUAGAACAGUUAAGGCAUCUGUACGAGUUUUUGAAAUAUAUUGUAAAAUAAUAAAGGGUAAUAUAACUAAA